UUCAUGCGCAUGUGCAAGCUGUAUAGACACGUUGCUGGAUAAAAACACUUCCCUAACUCUGUGAUCUGAUCUCCUCUGCUCCUUGACUUAGUUCACUGUGAUAAUGCCUUCCUACAAGCUUUAUUACUUUCCUGCUCGUGCUAGGGGCGAAGUUUCAAGGUUCAUCUUCAAGCAAGCUGAAGUCGAUUUCGAAGAUGUACGCGUAGGAGGAGAGGACUGGGUAAAAUUUAAGCCAAACACACCCUAUGGCUCAAUGCCAGUACUAGAAGUCGAUGGCAAGAUGCUUGGUGGAAGUGGCAGCAUUCAACGAUACCUAGCAGAAAAGUUUGGUCUGGCUGGCUCAAAUGAUUUCGAGAAUGCUGAAAUUGACAGCAUUAACGACGCUCUUGUGGAUCUCGGCCAGCAGUUAAUAAACCGUCACCAUGAAAAAGAUGAGGCAAAGAAAGCUGAAUUGGGCGAGAAACUGAAAAGCGAAACUUUUCCGAAGUUUCUUGGAAUUUUUGAGAAACUUGUCUCAAGCAAUGCUUCUGGUUGGAUAUAUGGCUCUAAGGUUACGUACGCUGAUUUUCAUUUGUACAACCUCAUGGGAUGGGUGAAGAUGGGUGAUGCUGAAGCUCUUGAUAGUUUUCCAGCUAUAAAGAAAAAUAUGGAAGCUGUUAAAGCACUACCUAACAUUGCAAAGUGGCUGAAGGAACGACCCGAGGAUCAAUACUAGACAAUUAGAUAAUUAUACUUAUAGUGAAGGACGUAACGUUUGAUUUAGUAAAACAUUUUACUAAGAUUUAGGACAAUACCAGA
This is a messenger RNA of Halichondria panicea, 798 nucleotides long. RefSeq names its product glutathione S-transferase-like. Gene Ontology annotation, molecular function: glutathione transferase activity. The transcript has a single exon. The record is from RefSeq and is a predicted model, not a curated record. NCBI's taxonomy places the organism in Eukaryota, Metazoa, Porifera, Demospongiae, Suberitida, Halichondriidae. Bases 104 to 715 code for a protein of 203 amino acids. Gene Ontology annotation, biological process: glutathione metabolic process.